AUGACUGAGCCUAACACGACCGGCGAUCUGGAAAUGGAUGAGGGUGACGUUGAGAAAAUGGAAAAUGAGCUCUUCAUGAACUACUGGCCUGCGGGAGCUGAGCAGGUCAGUACAGCGGCACCCUCGGAAGCGGCUACGGAUGAUCAGGGUCGUGAUACCAAAGCCGCCAAACUGGGCACCGGUCAAAAGGCCAACAACGUGGCAAGGGCGCGAUGGGGGCGCACCAAGCGCGCUUUCGGUAAUGCCUGGGACAGCUCUGGCGCAUGGGAUCGUAGCGGCAAUGGCGACAACAAGAUAAAUGCUGCCCUCAAGGAGGAGAUCAAAGAGCUCAAGAACAGCAUUUUCCAGAUUCAAAGAUUGGCCCUUCGUCAUGAGGACUUUCUCGGAGCUCUGCGUCCCGAAACCACAUACGUUCUCUUCUGUCGGAUUGGGGUGCCCGCAUCUGUGGUUCCCUCGCUGUUCAAAGCGCAAGCUGCCUGGAGGGAGAUGAAAGCGUCAGAUCCAGCAUCCCUGGACAGGCCAAUGAGGGUCAGCCUCCUCACCUGCCUAUCCACAUGA
Molecule: messenger RNA, 558 nt
Organism: Symbiodinium sp. CCMP2592
Lineage: Eukaryota; Dinophyceae; Suessiales; Symbiodiniaceae
Source: the annotation of a GenBank genome assembly